Molecule: messenger RNA, 833 nt
Organism: Neodiprion fabricii
Lineage: Eukaryota; Metazoa; Arthropoda; Insecta; Hymenoptera; Diprionidae
Exons: 4
Coding region: 65-781 (238 amino acids)
Source: RefSeq, a predicted model, not a curated record
AGAUCGCAAAUUUCGAAGUAUCGAGUCUAAUGAAAUUUCAACUUGACAACGACGUCCGCUCAAUAUGGAAACAUUCGCAACUAUUUUGUGCAUUCUGCUCACUGCAUACGGUGUUCAAGCUAGAAUGUCAACCGUGGAAGCGGCUAGCAUCGCCUCAAUAAUUUCGCUGUUUGAGAAGCGGGGAUAUAAUUCCAUGAAUUCAUCUACGCUAUUGGAAACGAAGAUUACAAAUAGUACGAGCUUCUCAGAAACUCUUGGUAAUUCAACUUUGACUACCAUGAACGAGACAUUGGUUACACAGAUCGAAACGAUUUCGGAAGACUUGGCUGCACUACAAGUUUCGUCUUCGGUUAACGUUUCCUCGUGCAUUCCUUCACUGACGAAUGCUACCGCUACAGCGACAGAAAUUGUUGCCAAUGCAACGACCUGCUGGAAUAGUUUGAUAACUGAACUGGAUUCCGUCAACAAAGCGUCUCUGACGACAAUUGCAGACUUCAUAAGCGAUUGGGACGACCCGAUGACAGACUUAUAUACAUGUUACACAGCCGAUCCCGCUAGUGAUAUGGAGUGCCUAUUUGACCUUCAAGAUGAUUUCAACGUUGUCUUCGCAACCUGGUACACUGUCGCGAAUUUGGCAAACACAACCAUGGGGAGCUACCUAGAGUUUCUGGUUGGGGUACCAUCCUGCAACUACGCAGCCGAAAUUGCAACGCUCGUAACGUAUGUAACAGAUCUUUACAACGAUGCAGUAAACUGCACUGCAACACUGGAAGAAGCGUAACCGCUUUAAAGUUACCUGUUUUGAAGAGAUGGAUUAAAUGUAUGAAUCAAGA